Molecule: messenger RNA, 900 nt
Organism: Olea europaea var. sylvestris
Lineage: Eukaryota; Viridiplantae; Streptophyta; Magnoliopsida; Lamiales; Oleaceae
Product: protein FAR1-RELATED SEQUENCE 4-like
Exons: 1
Coding region: 1-900 (299 amino acids)
Source: RefSeq, a predicted model, not a curated record
AUGUUAGCAGUUGUCUGUGUGGAUGAUAAUUGCAAGUGGAUGCUACGUGUUUCUACUGUCAAGCAAUCUGCAAUCUUCAUGAUCCGUAAGUUCGUUGCAAUUCACACAUGUUCCCUUGAUUUUCGUCGUAACGCACAUCGGCAUGCCACUAGUGCUGUAAUUGCGGAGCAUAUUUUGGGAAAAUUGGAUACUCCAUACCGAUCAUAUCCGCCUACUCAUAUUGCACGUGAUAUGGAACGUGAGUUUGGUGUGAAAAUCAGUUAUAACAAAGCACGUAGGGGGAAGCUCCAUGCCUUAAAUAUGCUACAUGGUACACCAAGGGACAGUUUUCAGAAAUUAUCUUCGUACUGUCACGUCGUAGGAGAAAGUAAUCCGGGGACCAUUACCCACAUCAAAGUUGAUUCUUGUAAUAGGUUUCGUUACUUCUUCGUAGCUUUUGGUGUAAGCAUUCGUGGAUACAUGCAGUACUUAAGACCCGUUAUUUGUGUUGAUGGCAGUCACUUGAAAGGUCCAUACAAAGGUACACUCCUAGUGGCAACUGCCCAAGAUGGUAACAAACAGAUUUAUCUGUUGGCAUGGGUGAUCGUGGAUGCUGAACCCAAUAAAUCGUGGAAGUGGUUUUUGUCGAACUUGAAAGACCUUAUAGGGGAUUCCGAAGAACUCGUGUUCAUUUCAGACAGGAAAAAGAGUAUUCAGAAAGCUAUUUCUCAGUUGUUUCCGUCGUCUCGGCAUGGUUGUUGUAUAUGGCAUAUGGAAAAGAACCUAAUACAGCGGUAUAACAACGCAAGCCUAUUAUUUCUAUUCAAACGAGCUGCUACAACUUUUCGGGUCGAGGACUUCGAACGUCUCAUGGGACAGAUUCGUAGAGUGAGCGAAAGAGCGCACGGGUACUUAGAGUGA